This is a messenger RNA of Conger conger (European conger), 1434 nucleotides long. RefSeq names its product interleukin-10 receptor subunit beta-like. NCBI's taxonomy places the organism in Eukaryota, Metazoa, Chordata, Actinopteri, Anguilliformes, Congridae. Gene Ontology annotation, molecular function: protein binding. Bases 97 to 1080 code for a protein of 327 amino acids. The record is from RefSeq and is a predicted model, not a curated record. The transcript has 7 exons.
GGUCUACACAGCCUAUUGUCCCGAUGUCUAUUGUUCAGUUCACUUUUGAAGUAAAGUGCAACUGUCCGCACAUGUUAUGCAGCUUCUUCAAACGGGAUGGCUUUUACAUUUCUCCAAUGUUUUCUCCUUAUGCGUUAUGUUUCAGUGGUGCUGGCCCAUUUGCCUGUACCUGAAAACGUGAACGUGACAUCCAUCAACUUGGGUGUGAUCCUGGAGUGGGACAGGCCAAGUUAUUCCCUAGGCAAGCUCACCUACACAGCAGAAUAUAGGUCCUCGAUCUCACGUACCUUCCAGACCGUCUGCGACAAUCAAACAGAGCACAGGUGUGACUUCACCCAUGUGAUCGUUCCUGUUGGCAUUUUCCUGUUCCGUGUGAGGGCGGAGCAGGGUCAGAAGACCUCCAGGUGGGUGAGGACUGAACAGUUCUUCCCAGACAAGCACACCAUUAUUGGAGGUCCCACAGUGAGGCUGGUCUCUAGAGACGGAAACCUAGAGGUGGACAUUCGAGACCCUGCUAUGGAGGGACACAAAAAACUAAGUGACAUCUACAGCUCAGUGGGGUACAAUGUCAGAUACUGGAAAGAGGGAGAGGAGGAUAAGGCCACUGUGAUGAAGGACAGGCAGCAGAACGGCCUGGUACUGAACCAGCUGGAGGCAUGGAGUAGGUACUGCGUGCAGGUCCAGGUCUUCAUUGAGCUGUACAAGAAGACUGGAGAGUUCAGCCCAGUGAGAUGCGAGGCCACCACCUCAGACGGUAAGGUGGAGACCUGGAUGAUUGCACUCAUCUUGGUAGUCAGUUUUGUGGUGGUGUCUGUGACUUUGCCAUUGCUGUUCUUGGUGGCUUGGUACUUCUACAAAGGCCUGAAAUUCUUCUAUCCCACCGACAACCUGCCCGAGAACUUAAAAAAGUACAUAAUGGAGCCACCCCACCAAUACAUCCUCAAGGCCAUGCAGAACAGCUCCCUGCAGGAGGAACAAUACCAGGAGGUCAGCAUAAUAUCAGAGAGCCCCCUGGUGGAGGAAGGACCACUCUGCAGCAACACAGAGGAGCAGAAGGGAGCGGACCAAGGGGUGAUAUAGGUGGGGCACGUGCGGCCACAAAAUAAAAAAUAAUUUGAAAAAGAGUAAAAGCAGCAAAUGGCUCACACAUAUAGUGAUUUUGAAGAUUUUGCCAUCUCCUUCACUGGAAGAAAGAACAUUGCAAGCUUUCAAGAUACCUAUUGAAUUUCACUAAAGUCCCAGUCAAUAAUAAUUUUAAAAUGGCUUCCUGAGAACUUGCGUCAGUGGGAGGCUUUUUGUCCAAAGCACUUUAGACUUUUCUGGUUUUUCUAUAACUUAUUUUUAGACAUCACUCCUUCUGCUUCCUUUGUGUAAACAUUUUGUGUAAAUCAUUUUGUCCAAAUGUCCACAAACAUAAUAAAUGCAUGUUGUUCA